UCACCAGCGCUGGCCACUGGCACAAUAUAAUAGCGAUUGAUCCACUAACCGAGGAGAGGGAUUUACUUUAUUCAACCUUUCAUUUCAGCCGUCCUUUAUUUUAUUGAACUAAAACAAUGGCAGACACAGAAGUUAACACCGACUCGGGGAUCACAACCAAGGACCUGAAAGAGAAGAAGCUGGUGGAGGAGAAGAACGGCAAAGAGGUCGCCAACGGGAAGGAGAAUGAGGAGAAUGGCGAGCCCGACGUAGACGAGGAAGAUGAUGAGGAGGUGGAUGAGGAGGACGAGGAAGAUGACGGAGAAGGAGAUGAGGAAGACGAAGAUGAGGACGACGAUGAGAUCGAGGGCGGCACAAAACGGGCAGCUGAGGAUGACGACGACGAUGACGAGGACGACGUCGAAACCAAGAAGCAGAAAACCGACGACGACGAUUGAUGCGUUUUCCCCCCGCGCCAUCCUGCUGAACCACUUCCUGAUUCUUCACCUCUGACUGUUUUUAGAUGUCACAGGAGGAAGGGCUGGAGGACUGAUUUAAAGGAAAAAAUAAUAAUUAAAAAAAAUCCAACAUGGUCAUUAGCAAGUAGAGUUCAACAAACAUCUACCACACACACACACACACACACACACACACAUACACAUGUACACACAUGAUCUCCCCUCAAAACUGCAAAUUUUCUAGAGGAACCCGCCACCACAUCGACGCAGAAUCCGGCUUCUCUUCAACAACAACACGAAAGGAGAAUUUGUUUGUAUUUUUAUUUACAUUUUAUAUUUUUGUACAUAUUGUUCGGAGGGGAGGUCAGUUUCUCUCUCGGCAGCGAUCUCGUCAGACCAAAUCGGUGCUUCUUUAACGAAAGAUUUUACUUGGUUGACCAUGUUACGAUAUCUCAACAGAUAACUAGAAAAAACAUGUAAAAACAGUUAAAAAAUACCAUGAAAGAAAACCUCUUAAAGCCGUUGAACUCAGAGCAUUCCAGUAAAUUUAAUGUAUGUACUUUAGCUGUACCAUAACUAGUUUGUUUGUAUGGGAGGGUAAGGCCAAAGAAAAGAGCCUCUUUUCUUUUUCCUUUUUAUUUUGUUUUUGUCAGCGACUUUUUGUUUUAUGACGGCCUGUUUUGAUGUAUGUGCGAAGUUUGUUGUUUGACAAUAAACCGGACUUUUAUUUUGUGAGUUGUA
Epinephelus lanceolatus (giant grouper) is the source of this 1178-nucleotide messenger RNA. RefSeq lists its product as uncharacterized. Gene Ontology annotation, cellular component: nucleus. Gene Ontology annotation, biological process: positive regulation of transcription by RNA polymerase II; negative regulation of apoptotic process. Lineage: Eukaryota; Metazoa; Chordata; Actinopteri; Perciformes; Serranidae. Gene Ontology annotation, molecular function: histone binding. The record is from RefSeq and is a predicted model, not a curated record.